Molecule: messenger RNA, 792 nt
Organism: Mus caroli (Ryukyu mouse)
Lineage: Eukaryota; Metazoa; Chordata; Mammalia; Rodentia; Muridae
Product: phosphatidylinositol N-acetylglucosaminyltransferase subunit A
Biological process (GO): GPI anchor biosynthetic process
Cellular component (GO): glycosylphosphatidylinositol-N-acetylglucosaminyltransferase (GPI-GnT) complex
Molecular function (GO): phosphatidylinositol N-acetylglucosaminyltransferase activity
Source: RefSeq, a predicted model, not a curated record
GCCAUGGGACUCGAGGGUGACAGAAGACACAUUUCUUAACUGGCUUGCUCUGAGAACUGAUGCUUGAACCACCUCAGCAUGGCCAGUAGAAGAGGAGGUGGGCAAGGCCAGCCUCCUUCAGUGUCGCCUUCCCCGGGUAGCUCUGGAAACCUUUCCGACGAUAGGACCUGCACCCAUAAUAUAUGCAUGGUGUCAGACUUUUUCUACCCAAACAUGGGAGGCGUGGAAAGCCACAUUUACCAGCUCUCUCAGUGCCUCAUUGAGAGGGGGCACAAGGUCAUAACUGUCACCCAUGCUUAUGGAAAUCGAAAGGGCAUCCGUUACCUCACCAAUGGCCUCAAAGUUUACUAUUUGCCUCUGAGAGUCAUGUACAACCAAUCUACAGCCACGACUCUCUUUCACAGUCUGCCAUUGCUCAGGUACAUAUUUGUUCGGGAGAGAAUUACGAUAAUCCAUUCCCACAGUUCUUUCUCUGCCAUGGCCCAUGAUGCUCUCUUCCACGCCAAGACAAUGGGGCUUCAGACAGUCUUCACAGACCAUUCCCUUUUCGGAUUUGCUGAUGUCAGCUCGGUGCUUACAAACAAGCUUCUAACUGUGUCUCUUUGUGACACAAACCACAUCAUUUGUGUCUCUUACACUAGUAAGGAGAACACUGUACUCAGAGCAGCACUGAAUCCUGAAAUAGUGUCCGUCAUUCCUAACGCUGUAGAUCCUACUGACUUCACUCCAGACCCAUUUAGGAGGCAUGAUAGUGUAAUAACUGUUGUUGUUGUCAGCAGACUUGUUUACAGA